AUAUGGGCUGGACUUGGGUUACAUGGGCUAACUCAAGCCUCACCUAACUAGAUCAUCGAUAGACACACACGUACUGAAAAUUUACCGGCAGCAUCUUCCGAGGAGAAUACGGCCAGUCCGCCACGGCGAAACAGUGACGACCAGCGGCAGAGAAAGCGGGCAAAUCUUGAACUCAUUCGACGGAUUAGUUGCAGCACUUGUUUCUCUCGCGCUGCAGAUCGGUGCCUGUCGGUCCUUUCUCGUUAAAUCAAGAGAGAAUAAGGAAUCGAAACAUUGACUGAAGCAAAAUCGAAUCUAAAGAUUCUAAACAGAGGAGGAGCUGCACUAAAUGUGCUCGACAAAACUCGUCCCUCAGUCUUGUCUCGAAUCAAAGCUGCAAUCCUUUUGAUGCUCUGCAAGAAGCAAGAUGGGACAAAGUCCGAUUUGAAGCUUCGAUUUGUCUCCGUUUGCACUUCGACAAGAGAGAUUCAGAUGCUCAUGUUCUAUGUUGCCUUCUUUUGCUAAAAUGCGCAUGCUAGAGUACGCAGCAGUGCUAAGAUGCGCACAUGGACUGGUCAGUGAAAGUAGGAACAGUGGAUAAGGGAGCAGACAAAGAAUGUUAUCAUGCUGAGGUUCAAGAAGACUUGUCGUGACCGCUGAGUAAUUUUUUAAUUUAAAUUCGUGUGCUAAAUUGUGCCACCUUGUUGGCAUUGGAUGCUUUGAACUUUGAGGUGGGUAUUGGAUUUCGAGCAAGGCUACACAAUGGGGUGUGAUGAAUAAUAGAUGAUGGAUUGUUUAGUCUUGCUUUGAGGGCCACAGCACCGAUCAGAGACAGACUUGAAUGUCUCUUGCCGCUUUUUCUCCUACUCGAUGAUUCCUCCUUUAUCUGCUUCUCUCUCUGUCUGUGUAUUUUGGCGUUUUUCUAGCCCUGAUUUUGCUUUUUGACAGAGAGAUUUUAGGCAUUUGUAUUUCAUGAAACGAUUAUCUUUGACUGCACAUGUGUCAGAGGCAGUGUUUUUCUACUUUUUAUAUUUUUCUCUGCGCUGAGGAUAUCAGAGGAAAAAGAGGACCCAUCUAGGAUUUUCUUCAUUUCUUUUCAUUCUUUAAUCACAGCUUUAUUUGCAAGUUGGACUCGAGAGUAGAAACUCUUCUUCUUCUUCUUCUUCCUUGAGGUCAUGAGGUGUAAAUGGGGACGCAUGUUAUGGAAGAUAAAUAAAAAAUAAUUUUAUUGGUUUCUCACUGUGAGUUCGAAACUCCAUUUUAACUGGACUCGAUCUGCAUUUUGGGUCUUUUUUUUUCUAUUUUUAAUUUUUUAUUGUUCUGAGUGUGAGCUGAAGUUAGAGACCGACACUCUUCUCUACUGGCUCCUUUACCGAAGAGAUGGGUUGUGUGGCUUCGAGGAUUGACAAGGAGGAAAGGGUGCAGAUAUGCAAGGAGAGAAAGAAGUUGAUGAAAAAAUUAGUGGGGUUGCGGGCACAAUUCGCUGCUGCUCAGAUCGCUUAUCUGCAAUCUCUGAAGAAUACAGGGAUAACACUGAGGCAAUUCACCGAAUCUGAGUUUCUGGAGCUUGAUAAUCCACCCUUUGGACUGGCAUUGCCUCCAUCACCUCCUCCCUUGCCCCCUUCGCCUCCACCUCCACCUUCGUAUAGCCCCGACGAAAGGAAUGCCAAAGAUCACAGGAAAGAGGAAUUCAUUCAAGAAGAAUGUAUCGAAAUAACUGAGGACAACAGCUGCACCACCCCGCCGCUGCCUGACGCUUUGAGCUCUUCUUGGGAUUUCUGGGAUCCUUUUGGCACUUCUUCUCCACCUCGGCAGAACAAAAGUGAGCGGGCCCAGCAGAUUGAGGAGGAAGUGUGGGCUGAGACUAAUACAGAAUUUGAAGAUGAAGAAGACGAAGGAGGAGGAGAGGAAGUUGUCGCUGAUGUUGUUCUGCAAUCGUUUCCUCAGAAGCCUCUGACGGUAGAAUUGCCAGACGAUAAUUCUUCCAGGAUAAGCUGGUAUACAAAGGACACUGGAGAGAUGUCCAUGGUGAUAUGGAGAAGCCAGAAGACCUUGGCGGGAAUUGUUAGGGAGCUGGAUGAUUAUUUCCUCAAAGCUUCCGCUGGGGGAAAGGAAAUAGCAGUUCUUCUGGAUAUCAACAGUGGUGACCCUCUUCACCAAAACUUUGGAGAAAAUAAUAGGAAGAGUUUCAAGUCUGCAAAAGUCUUUAGUGCAUUGUCAUGGAGUUGGUCUUCUAAAUCACUUCAGUCCAGCAGGGAUUCUAUUGAAAACCAUGGUUCCAGUGAACCUUGCAUGCCUGGUGCCCUUUGCAUCACACUGGAGAAACUAUAUACCGAAGAACAAAGGCUUUAUCAGGAAAUUAAGGAGGAAGAGAUGUUCAAACUGGAUUAUGAGAAGAAAAUUUUGUUGCUACAGAAACAAGAAGAUGAGGAUCAAGACUGGAUGAAGAUUGAGAAGAUCCGCUCAAGUAUUGAGAGUUUGCAGUCCAACAUCUUGUGUUUGCAACAAUCAAUAAGUAGGAUUUGCUCAUCUAUAUUGCAUAUCAGAGACAAGGAGCUCCAUCCUCAACUGGUUGACUUAUCUGCUGGGCUUAUGCGCAUGUGGAGAACAAUGUAUGAGUGUCAUCAGGUUCAGAACCAUAUUGUCCAGCAAGUUAACCACGUCAUAGACCAUCCAAGCAUGGAGACCACCACUGAAUACCAUCGCCAAGCCACUAUCCAGCUUGAAGCAGAGGUUAAUGCAUGGUACAACAGCUUCUGCAACCUUCUAAAGUCCCAGCGAGAUUUUGUAAGAGCACUUAACAUGUGGAUCCAACUCACUGACAGUCUUUUGGAUGACCAACAACAGUAUGACUGCUCAUCAGGUGUUUAUGCUCUCUGUGAAGAAUGGCAGCUUGCCCUCGACAGGUUACCUGAGAAGGUAGCCUCUGACGCCAUUAAGAGCCUUCUGUCAAUCAUCCACUCCAUAGUCUUGCAGCAGAAUGAAGAAAGCAACUUGCAAAAAAAGUAUGAUAGGCUUGAGAGAAGAUUGCAGAAGGAAUUGAACACACUGGAUGACAUGGAAAAGAAGCUUGAGGGGAUUUCCACUGAUGAUGCAGUUUCUAGCUUGGCAACCAAGCAUCCUUUAUCAGUCAAGCGUGCCAAAACUGAGUCCCUCAGGAGGCGGGUAGAGGAUGAGAAGGCCAAGUAUUUGAUCUCAGCCCAGGCCAGCCGAGCCAUGACUCUAAACAACCUACAAACGAGCCUUCCUAAUGUUUUCCAGGCAUUAACUGGAUUCUCAAGUGUGUGUGCUCAAGCAUUUGAGGCUGUCCAUAGCAGCACCCAAUCAACAGUUUGUUGUGAUGGUGAAUUGUGAUGAUAGCCGAGGAUUGUAGAGCCUCUUAGCUUUCAGAUCCAGAAACCAGAGAUCUCAAGUUGGUUAUACAUUGUAGGCUCUUAUAUAGUCACCGUUUGGAAAGUUCAAUGGAAUUUAUGCUUUAUGGUUAUAGCCAAGAACUAAAGGUUGGAGGUUAUAGGCAAUAACUAAAGGUUGGAGGUUGAUUUGGGAACAUGCUAUAACCGAUUGAGAUACUGGUCAGCUGGAACACCUAUGCAGAAUAACAGAAGAAAUACCCAUCAAGACAAAGAAAAGGGGGAAAUAUAGUAGAAAGAACAACAGGUGCACUUGUCCUGAAUUUGGGGAGAUCCAGUAUGAAGCCAGAUAAAGUGAAGCUUGUUAGAGGUGAACCUAGAGCCAUCCUAAUCUGAAGUUCUAGAUGAGAAAGGGUCCUCAGAUGACAAAAAUGAUAGAAUAUUGUCAAAGGCUGCUGGGUUGACAUUGUAUCAAUUCUUUAAUCAUUACUUAAUCUAUAUCCACACAUUUUGCCUUAGUGGCAUACAUACAUGCAUGUUAUAUGUAGCAUUACAGUCUCCAACCUUAGGGUUUCA
This is a messenger RNA of Nelumbo nucifera (sacred lotus), 3905 nucleotides long. The record is from RefSeq and is a predicted model, not a curated record. Lineage: Eukaryota; Viridiplantae; Streptophyta; Magnoliopsida; Proteales; Nelumbonaceae.